AAACACAAAAGUAACUUAUAUCUAGUGAAAUCAGGUCUACAGAAAUUGAUGUGUGAUAUCUUUCGGAAAACUAGUGGAGACUGGUUUUUCUUCUGUGCUCAUAAUAAUUUUUUCAUUGCUAUGGAGUUGCGUUUUGGUUGCUGGGGUGCGAUACAUGUAACAGCCUUCGUACUAGUCAUAGCAAUCGGAAUUGCCAACACAAAUGCUGCACUCUAUGAAGCGAUAGUCAAUCUGGAAAAAUUGCUUGGAACAGAAGCAGCUCUCAUCAGAGUCCUUGACGAGUACAUCUCUUUUACAGAGCAACGGUUGGCAAUCCUUAAAAGACAUGCAGCCAAAUACAGCGCAGAGCACCACGAGGCGAUCAAUGACGUCAGCGCCUACCUGUCCAAUCCAAUCAACGCCUUUCGAAUAAUAAAGCGACUGACCUACGAGUGGAAUCACACUCAAUCGCUUAUGUUCGAUUUCACUCAAGAGGUGCGUCAGUACACGACGCAGUACCGGCAGGUGUUGAAGUUCCCGACUGAAGAGGACCUUUCGGGGGCGGCGACUGCUUUGAUGCGUCUGCAGGACACCUACCAGUUGGACACCGCCUCCGUCGCAAGGGGGCAGCUCAACGGAGUCCAGUACACCACUCAGCUAUCCGGUGACGAUUGUUUCGAGCUGGGUAGACAUUCGUACUGGGACGGGAACUUCCUUUUUGCGGCGAUGUGGAUGUCAGAGUCGCUCAACCGCCAGCAAUGGGAGCGCAAUCAAGCCAGCUUCGAACGUUGGCAGAAGACACUAGAGUACAUCGACUACUCCGUUAAAAUGAAAGACUAUGAAAUGGUGACAAUAGUGCCGACUCUGUAUCAACCAAAUGACCCCAGCAACUUCACCUUCUUCAAAGCAGCCCUCGAAAACAAACAUAAGGCUGGUAUAUUCCACCAUCUAUUAAUAAUUGGGGGGCGAAAACCAGGAGACUAUGAAAUGGUGACAAUAGUGCCGACUCUGUAUCAACCAAAUGACCCCAGCAACUUCACCUUCUUCAAAGCAGCCCUCGAAAACAAACAUAAGGUGGCAGAACAAUGGGAACCUAUACAAGCAGUCUACAAGAAACUGUGUCGCAACGAUCUCUCUCUCACUCAUCAAGAACUUGCCCAACUCAAGUGCCGCUAUGUUCACCGAAAUGUGCCUUUCCUAAGGAUUGGGCCGUUGAAAGAAGAAGAAGCCUAUCUGGAGCCAAGAAUUGUGCUAUAUCGUGACGUCAUCUACGACAGCGAAAUAGAGCUACUUAAGAAAAUGGCUUUACCCAAGUUGAAGGUGAUGAAUCUCAACAAGGCUUCGAAUACGGUGGCAUUGUAUCGAAUCAGCGCGGGAGCGUGGCUGUAUGAUGAUGACCACCCAUCCAUUGAGCGACUGAGCAAGCGUGUCGAGUACAUGACGUCACUUGAUAUGUCUUAUGCUGAGUCACUGCACGUGACUAACUACGGCAUUGGUGGAUACUACGAAGCACACCAUGAUUAUUUAUCGGAAGAACUUUUCAAAAACUAUGGAAGACGAAAGCAGUUGGGAAAUCGAAUUGCUACAUUAAUGUUUUAUUUGAGUGAUGUGAUACAGGGUGGGGCCACAGUCUUCCCACUACUGAAUGUGACAAUAUGGCCUGAGAAGGGAUCAGCUGUCUUCUGGUACAACCUGCUUCACAGUGGGGAGAGGGACACGGCCACAUUUCAUGCCGCCUGUCCUGUGCUGGUUGGAUCCAAGUGGGUUUCAACCAAAUGGGUCCACGAGGCAGGUCAAGAAUUCAGACGGCCGUGUUUGCUGGAAAAGUAGACAAGACGAUUCAAGCUGGAACUAUUCGACUAUAUAUUUAUAACAGUUGCCAAAUCGUUGAAGAAAUAUAGUGAACUCCCAGAAUAUUAAAUUUCAUCUCAGUUUAGUAAAUCAAUUAUUAACCUAAAUCAUGAAAAGUUGUAUGGUGACAAUAAUAUUAUUAAGAAGUGAUUAAUCAUAAUUAACAAGGCUCAACUAUCAAUAUUUCACCAGAUGUAGGCCAACCUACCGGGAUGACUAAAAUCACAGUUAUCUACUACAGAAGGCCGUGGAAAACAAAAAUUGACAAUCAUGUAAUCGUAUCAUUUCCAGUGACCAUUUUCACUUUGUAAUUUGAAUUUCACUGAAUAGAUAGGUGUUUUAAAUGUUUGUUUCUUCAACAACUAUCUCCUGUCUACUGAAUAAUCCUGUUACUGGUGUUGAUGCUACUUAAAUAAUCUUAAUCUCAAAUAUAUUCGUCUGAUGAAAAUAUAAUGUAGUGUGGUAUUAAACUGAUUUUAUCCUACUUAUUUUUAAAAUGUUUGUUGAUGUUAUUAUAAGUGGAACUAUUGACAUUAUUAUUCAAGUGUUAUCAUUCAAAUUAUACAGAGUGUUCUGAAAAAAAGGUGCCAAUAAAUCAGGGCGUAAUUCCUCACAUCAAAAGAAGAAAAAAAGUUCUUAUUAAAAUGGGUCCGAAAAUGCUUGGUUACUAAGUU
Messenger RNA from Nilaparvata lugens (brown planthopper), 2504 nucleotides. Its product is annotated as prolyl 4-hydroxylase subunit alpha-2. The transcript is spliced from 14 exons. The record is from RefSeq and is a predicted model, not a curated record. Gene Ontology annotation, cellular component: endoplasmic reticulum. Gene Ontology annotation, biological process: peptidyl-proline hydroxylation to 4-hydroxy-L-proline. NCBI's taxonomy places the organism in Eukaryota, Metazoa, Arthropoda, Insecta, Hemiptera, Delphacidae. Gene Ontology annotation, molecular function: protein binding; procollagen-proline 4-dioxygenase activity; L-ascorbic acid binding. Bases 49 to 1809 code for a protein of 586 amino acids.